AUGGUCAAGCGCAAGGUCGGAGCGCUCGAGAAAGUCGAUGCAGACUUGCCGAAUUUGCAAUACAAGGUCCGACGAGACCCAGCAUCAUACAAGGAUGACUUCAACAACCAGUACAGCCAAUACCAGGCAUUCUUGCAGCUCUUCAUGCAGGCGCCGAGCUCGACGGAUUCGCAGGGUCUGGUCAGUCUCCGAGAGCUGAUCGACUUUGUCGCGCACUGCGCCGACUGCUACCCCAAACUGACGGCCGACUUCCCUACCGACCUCAUGGCUCUCCUUCGCUUGCACCAUGCCGAACUGGAAGCCGAACUGCGUGACAAGGUCGUUGGCAGUCUGGUGCUGCUACGCAAGAAGGACAUCAUCGACUCGGCUGUUCUGCUCAACGCUCUCUUCCCCUUGCUAGUCGACACUCCCAGCAAAGCCCUGCGUACUCUUCUCUUCACCAAGAUCAUUUCUGACCUCCGCACCUCCAACUCAAAGUCCACCAACCACAAGCUCAACCGCACCAUCCAGACGGUUCUGUACAACCUGCUCACCUCGGACCCUACCUCUGCCAAGGGCGUCUGGGCUGUACGUAUCACUCGCGAGAUGUGGGCUAGACAGAUCUGGACAGAUGCCAAAGCCGUCGAGAUCAUGAAAGAGGCUGCCCUGUCUCAACACGAAAAGGUGGUUUCAGGAGGUGUUCAUUUCUUCCUGGGUGGAGACAAGGAGCGCGAGGACAAGGCUGAAGAAGAUAGCGAUGACGAGGAGAACAUCGACAUGGGCAAGCUGCGCCACCAGGCUGGCAUCAACAAGAAGACAAAGAAGAAGGCCAACGAGCUCAGGAGAGCGGCCGCCACUGUCAAGCGCAAGGAGAAGAAGAAGAAGGCCCCUCACCCCCUCAACUUCUCUGCUUUGCAUCUCUUGCACGAUCCCCAAGGCUUCGCCGAGAGACUGUUCCAUCAGCAUCUCAACACUCAGACUCCAAAGGCCAAACUCAAGCUCGACCAGAAACUGAUCGUCCUUCAGCUCGUUUCUCGCCUCGUUGGUCUGCACACCCUCACUCUGAUCCCCCUCUACUCCUACUUUAUCAAGUACCUCACCCCCAAACAGCCUCAAGUCACUUCUUUCCUCGCAUCGCUCGCCCAGUCAACCCACAGUCUCGUCCCCCCGGAUGCUCUCGAGCCCCUCGUCCAAAAGAUUGCCAACGAGUUCGUCUCUGAAGCCGCUGCCUCGGAGGUCGCGUCAGCCGGUCUCAACGCCAUUCGAGAGAUUUGCGUGAGACAACCUCUUGCCAUGAACGAGACCCUCCUGCAGGAUCUUGUUGAAUACAGAAAGAGCAAGGACAAGGGUGUAGUCAUGGCCGCCAAAGGUCUGCUGAGUCUCUACCGUGAAGUUGGUCCGGAGAUGUUGCGCAGAAGAGACAGGGGCAAGGAUGCUUCAAUAGGCAUACAAAAGGGCACCUUGAAAGACAGAAAGUUCGGCCAGGUCGAAGUGGGUGGUAUCGAAGGUCUGGAGUUGCUCGAAGAAUGGAAGGCAGAGGAGAGAAGGAAGAGACGCGUUGAGAAGGGUCUUGAUCCCGAUGCUUCUGACGCUGACGAAGAUGAGGAAGAGGAAGAUGAAGAAGCAGGCUGGAGCAAAUGGGAUCUCGAAGAAGAUGAUGAUUCAGAUGAAGAGGGCUGGAUCAACGUCGAAAGCGAUGGCGAAGAGAUCGACAUCAGCGACAGUGAAGACGAAGGCAAAAAGCCCAAAGCCAAGAAGCAAAAGACAGACGUGGAGCCAACGAAAGACGCAGAGGACACGCCAAAGGACCCCGUCGCCGAGUUUUCCAAAUUGGCUACAACCCGUAUUCUCACACCUGCAGAUCUUGCCAAGUUGCAAGAGCUACGGACCAGUGCAGCCGUGUCCAAACACAUGCCUUCACAGAAACGUCAACAACAAGGUGCUUCGGGUCGUCAUGCUGAUGAUCCUCUCACAGCCGCAGAAAUCGAAGGACUUGCUGCGCUGUCUUCCCGCGCCACCAGGGAGGAGAAGAUUGCAUUGGCGAAGGGAGAUCGUGACGAGAAGCACAUGUCAACCACAGCGAAGCGCAAGGAGAAGAAGGAAUCUGAGGGCAAGAGUACCACUAACAAGGAGAAGGCCCGCAAGAAGAACUUCCUCAUGACUCUUGGCAAGGCGAAGAGGAAGGGUAAGAGAAGUCUGGUCGAACACCGCAAGAUUCUGAGAGGUCACAUCGAUCGUCAAAAGCGUGGAGGUAAGCGUGGAAACGCAGGGCAUAUGUAG
This is a messenger RNA of Aureobasidium subglaciale EXF-2481, 2259 nucleotides long. RefSeq lists its product as uncharacterized. The transcript has 3 exons. Gene Ontology annotation, cellular component: nucleolus. The coding region runs from base 1 to 2259 and encodes 752 amino acids. NCBI's taxonomy places the organism in Eukaryota, Fungi, Ascomycota, Dothideomycetes, Dothideales, Saccotheciaceae. The record is from RefSeq and is a predicted model, not a curated record. Gene Ontology annotation, biological process: ribosomal large subunit export from nucleus; ribosomal large subunit biogenesis.